AUGUCAACGCACUCGCUGAGCCAGAGAUCCUCUACAGAGAGCUUGCAGAGUAGCUCUUCAACCCACUCAAUCCCUGACAAGCUUGCCCCAGCGCUUGCAGGUCCUAUGACUUGGAGAGGCGCAGAGUUGAACGCAUCGCAAUACGUCAUCGAGCUCUCGAGAGCCGAAGUCGACAACGUCCGAGCUGCCGUUGUCGGCUUCAAGCUACAGCGGCUUCCUCGUGGCGAAAUCUCCCAGCGCACGUUCUCAUUGGCGGCCGACUUGGCGCGAAAGCUAUCCACUGUCAGCAAGGAGCUUCAUGAAGGCCCGGGAGUGGUCGUGUUGCGUGGCCUGGAGGCAGCCAGGUUCAACGAUGAGGAGGCCGUGAUCGCGUUCGCUGGUGUGUGCUCGUACGUUGCGCCGGAGCGCGCGACAGACUCGUAUGCCAAUCAGACACUCAGCCAUAUCCGCGAUGCUACCAAGGAAGCUGUACCGGUGUGGGCGAAGGACAUUGGGCUUGCCGGCUCCAAGAUCACAGCCGCAAUGGACUUCCACAGCGAUCGGUUUUCAGGAGAUAUUCUGGCUCUUCAUGUGAGAGACGAGGGUGGCACGGGUAGGGGAGGUGGACAGUACGUUGCGAGCUUCUGGGCAAUAUACAACGAACUGCUACGGACUGAGCCGGAAGUUCUGGAGACAAUGGCCGAGUCGGACUGGCCGUUCGAGCUGAAGCAAAAAGACCAAGCGCCGCACCUCGACCUCGGACCGACCCUGUUCUUCUCCAGGGGCAAGCCCAUAUGCCAGCUCGUUAAGGCGCCGCUCCUCGGCAGCCCGCGUAUCCAGCGGGAUCCAAGCAUGCCGAAGGUCUCGUGCAAGCAACUUUACGCCAUGCACGUUGUUCAAGACCUAGCCCAACAAUUCAGCACACGGCUAGAUCGCAAACAAGGCGACAUACAGUUGAUUAAUAACUUGAGCAUCAUGCAUGCUCGCAAGGCAUACCAGGGAACCAAUGGGAAGCCAAGUACUCGACACUUGCUGCGCAUGUUCCUCCGGGAUCCCGAAAACGCCUGGAACAAGCCGAGCCGUUGCCGAAACAAUUUCAACGAUCCUUUCAUGCCUGGCAGACCCCAGGAACUACCCAUCAUUGAUAUGGAUCCCUGGCGCGCCAUCAGUGGCCGUGAGAGCCAUGGUUGA
This is a messenger RNA of Ascochyta rabiei, 1170 nucleotides long. RefSeq lists its product as uncharacterized. NCBI's taxonomy places the organism in Eukaryota, Fungi, Ascomycota, Dothideomycetes, Pleosporales, Didymellaceae. The record is from RefSeq and is a predicted model, not a curated record. Bases 1 to 1170 code for a protein of 389 amino acids. The transcript has 2 exons. Gene Ontology annotation, molecular function: oxidoreductase activity.